Molecule: messenger RNA, 998 nt
Organism: Acaulospora morrowiae
Lineage: Eukaryota; Fungi; Glomeromycota; Glomeromycetes; Diversisporales; Acaulosporaceae
Source: the annotation of a GenBank genome assembly
UGUUUAAUGGAAUAGAGCAAUGGAAUCUGUAUUCCAUUGAUUCCAUUGGCUCCAUUGUGGCACAGCAUGUUAUACUCGGUGAAAAACCACCUUAUAAACUCAUUCCCUAUAUUGAGGUCUUAUCAAUACAAGUGAACAAGUUUAAUAAAGCUGCUGUAUAUAAGGCAUGUAUCAAGAAAUUGGGAAAAGAAUUGUUUGUUGAGUUGUAUAUUGAAGAAGAAAGAGCAAAAAUUCUAUAUGCAUCUAAUGAAGAAAAUCAGCAAAUGGAUAUAUCAUCAAUUAUUACUUCAAACAAUCUUGAGGUCUUUGCCCUUUUCAGAUUUCUUAAUCCAAAUAUUUCCUUACCUGGAUGUCAUGUUCUUGCUGGUCAUAUUCUCUCAUCACACAGUGAGGAGUUGCAACGUAAACAAGCCAUCAAUGCCAAAAAAGAAGAAGUUGGUAAUACUCUGGCAUUUGAUGGCUUGAAAAAUGAAGCUGAAGAUAUUUCUGGAGAUGGUACUUGCACAAUUGAUGUGGUGGAAAAAAUUAAGAGUUUCUUUGUACAUGCAGAGAGAGAUGAUGUUAAAAUUAUUGCAGUAGUAACAGAUAAUACAUCAGCAUAUGCAUCAGCAAGAUUAGUGGAAAAUGUGGUUAGAGUACAAAGAUAUUGUUUUUCUGCUUUGCUUUGCACACCAAGCAAACUUACAACAGGAACUUAUCUUGGAUUAAAAAUAUGUAAUAAGAGAGCUUUAAAGGCACUUGCUUUGUACUAUCAAGAAUUACACAUAUGUAUUAUAACACACUUGGAAGAUAACGAAUGGUGGCAAAUGAUUGAAGAACUAGAAUCACAUUUGUUUCCAUUUAUGGCGAUACUCAAUCAUCUACAAUAUGAUGUUGUAUGGUUAUCAGAUGUUCUCCAUGCAUUUGCUUAUUUCAUGCAGUUAUAUAAGGAUCGCGAAGACAGUUUUAGCAAAAAUAUGAUCCAAUAUAUAGAGUCUCUAUGGAAACAGUGGGAAUAG